AGCCUUAAAGUACGAAGUAGUGCUUAGUUCUGGGCGAGGACAAGCUUCCGAUAUCAGCGCAGCGGAGGUUAACGUAGUGCAUUGCUCAGUGUUGCCAUGCACAUUCAAAGGGCUGGGGUCUUUGGACGAAGUGGGUCGUCAAGGAGGUGAAGGCGGCGUCGUUCGUCACUUUUGUGUUGUGUGAAAAGUGAGCAUUGGCUGUCAAGAUGAUAAACUUGGAAAUGCCCUAUGCACCCUCACAAUAGUACUGACUACACAGGUGCAGUCUGAUAACUGGCAGCUACGUUUUCUAGGCUCCGCGAUGCUGUUGCCUCUGACCGCCACGCUGCUGCUGGUGGCGCCACCGGCGGCUCGGGCCAGCGACAUCAGCCGUGAGGUGCUCGGCUCAUUCCGCAACUUUCUGCCGGCCGCGUUCGGCGACUACAACGGCGACAAGCAGACGGACCUGUUCGUGCUGGACCCGGACCGACACGGGCUCGAAAUCGCGCUCAUGUUCCACGCGAACACGCCGAUGCUGCGGCGGCGCAACCUGCGCUGCGUCUACGGCAACCUGACCCUGCAGUCGCUGGUGCCGAGCGACUUCGACGGUGACGGUGCCAUGGACCUUCUGGUGGUGGCGAAGGAGGCGACGGCGGGCGGGCCGCACGACCUGCUGGCGUUCGUGCUGUGGGGCGACACGCGCCACCUGCCGUGCGGCUACAACAUCUCGAUCGAGCUGCGCGGUCAGCCCCUGGCCGUUGACUACGACGGCGACAUGGUGACCGACCUGUUCGGCCAAAGUCGCAACGGGUCGCGCGUCUUCUGGGUGUUCGGACGUGACCGGACCGUGAGGCGCGUGGUGCUGGACCACGCGGACGCGGCACCGCUGCGGCUGCCGCACGCCAGCGCCUUCGUCGACGUGACGGGCGACCUGGCUGCGGACCUGGUGGUGGCCACGGAGGCCGGCUUCGAGGAGUGGGAGCACGGCGACGCCGGCUGGGCGCUGCGCCGCUCGCUGCCGCUGCCGCCGGGCGUGGUCGCCGCCGGCCAGUCGGCCUUCUUCGACGUCGACUCGGACGGCCGGCUGGAGCACCUGGUGCCCGUGUGCUUCGACGCGCCCUGCGCCAACAGCUCGGUGCUGGUGGCGCGCGCCGACGGCGGCUGGGCGCGCCUCCUGCUCGAGGCUGAGGACCCCGUGCACGGCCGCUGGGGCUUCGUCGCGCCCGCCGAUGACGUGUACCGCGAGGUCAUCACGCCCCGCGUCGGUGACUUCAACCUGGACGGCUACCCGGACCUGCUCAUGAGCCUUGAGCGCAAGGACGGCGAGGUGACGCUGCGCCGCUCCUUCCUACUCCGCAACGUGCCGUGUGCGGAGAAGCCGGCGUGCGGCUUCUCGCGCGGUUUCCGCGCCGAGUGGGACACGUUCGCCGGCUACCCGGACUCGCCGGCGGCGGCGUUCUACGACCUGAGCGACGACGGUCUGCUGGACGCGUUCGUCGUGCACCGCGUGGACGGCCAGUACACUGUGUCGGCAGUGCGCAACAGCCCCGACUACGACGCCCUCUUCCUCAAGGUGAUCGUGCUCGACGGCGGCUGCUUCAACAACUGCAGCUUCGGCAUCCACAUCCCGUACGGCACCAACAAGCCGGGGCCGGCGAUGCUUGGUCGGAUGACGCUGAUUGACGGCAGCAUCUGGUCAUUCGCCGCGGCGCAGCUCUCGCUGAGCGGCCACCAUGCGCUGCAGCUGCCCUACACGGUGCUGGGGCUCGGCCGCAGCCCCAACUUCGUUGACGACCUCAAGAUCGGUGUUCCGCGCGUGUCGCACGCGCCCGGCCCUCUGACACAGCAGUGGACGCAGCUGAUCCCCAACUCUCAGCUGAUCGUGGUGCCGCACCCCCCGGCCCAGCCAUCGCGCUGGGUCAACAAGCUGUACGUGACGCCCGGCCAGACCAUCAUGGCGACGCUGGCGGCGCUGCUCGGCACGCUCGCCGUCACGCUGGUCAUUAUCGGCCUGCUCCACUGGCGCGAGCGGCGUCAGGACCGCCGCGAGCGCAUGCAGGAGGCGCACCGCUUCAACUUUGAUGCCAUGUGAGCCGUCGGCGCCCGUGGGAACGCACUGAUGCCCCGCGCGCCAUCGGCGCCGGUGGGGAACUCACGCCUGUGAGCCGCUACCGCGCCGUGACACCCGCCUGAUGCCGCGUGGGGUACCGCCGCGCUCUGAGAGGGGCACGGCUCCGUGUGGCGCUCGGCACGCCAUGGGCGUGACGUCACGCCACGUGAGCCACCGUGCUGCUGUGGAGCAUGUGCUGAGCGCAGGUCGGGCCCGCGUGGGAGGCGGUCGGGUGCCGUGUGAGCGGACGGAGCUGCGUCAGGCGCCGUGGCGUCAGCUAGCGUCCCGCUCGGAGAUGUGGACACCAUGGGUGUGUGCCGGUCUCGGCUGAUGGAAGCGACCCCGUGUGCACCGUCUCUGCUCGCCGGGCCUGGCGUUCUCUUUGACAUCGCCGGUGGUGCUGAGAGCGGCUUGAAACCAGGCGUGUGGCACCCUGUGUGCUGACCCCAGGGUCCUGACAUCGGACAGGCAUCCGCCUUAGUAUGCGGUGUGGCUCUGUGUGAUGUUGGGCGCCUAUACCAUAUUUCCACUUCCAGUGGGGGGGGGGGGGGGGGAUGGGGCAUCGGAUAUGCUGUGCUGCUGCCGUCUGAGGACCCAGUUAACCCACACGGGAAAUAUAUCAAGACGUCGUUUAACUGAGGCAACCGCCCCGCGCAUGCUGCGUAUGUGCCGAAUGCUAGUGAUGCGGGAUUGGGGCUACUGGUUGAAAUGCUAACCCCCCCCCCCCCCGUCCGCACGAAAGUGUCGUUUUGAGAUAGGCUAUAUAUCUAGUCCACUAUUUAUUCAUGAAUAAGUGAAAUGCCGUGGGUGUAUUAUUGAACUGUAACUGGAGGGAUUGGCGUACCAGUGGGCAGCGAUGAAUGCAGAUGAUGUUGUGCUCAAAAAAAGCUGGAACUGCGUGGUCCGUUGACUAUAUCCUACAGAACUUUGGGCUUUAAUGACUUCCGUGCGUGGUCUUCAGUCCCUCGAGCUUAGUCGUCGCUCCAUGAGAUGAGCACCACCCAGCAAUCAGACUGAGCAUGUGAUUUGUUAAAUAAACAAGAUUGA
Pollicipes pollicipes is the source of this 3136-nucleotide messenger RNA. RefSeq names its product T-cell immunomodulatory protein. The record is from RefSeq and is a predicted model, not a curated record. NCBI's taxonomy places the organism in Eukaryota, Metazoa, Arthropoda, Thecostraca, Pollicipedomorpha, Pollicipedidae. Gene Ontology annotation, cellular component: plasma membrane. The transcript is spliced from 3 exons. Bases 302 to 2071 code for a protein of 589 amino acids.